Messenger RNA from Pisolithus orientalis, 1039 nucleotides. RefSeq lists its product as uncharacterized. The coding region runs from base 353 to 925 and encodes 190 amino acids. NCBI's taxonomy places the organism in Eukaryota, Fungi, Basidiomycota, Agaricomycetes, Boletales, Pisolithaceae. The record is from RefSeq and is a predicted model, not a curated record. The transcript has 2 exons.
AUCGGCUAUAUCGACUGAACUUGUCUCUCAAUAACACCAGUCCUCUUCGUUGCGACUCAAUCUGCCUGCUAUGACACUCCUGAUCCCUUUGACUUGCUACUAUGGUGAUGCACAUGUCGUGCCUUCUGGACAGCUGUGGGGAUCCUCGAAGUAGUACAGCGUUCAGGAUUUCCUGGGCGUCGCGAGGAAUAUCAAAAUGGCAGCAAGGGUCGCUGCAUGUGAUCUUUAUCAUAUUCCUUCUUGGUCAUCCUGCUAUCGUGAAUUUCUUCUUGCCCGCGUCGACAUAGGUGCAUGCAUUGAACUUAUUCAUCUACAAUUAUGCUGAGAUGCCAUAGUUGAUGGAGAGAAACUCAUGCUCAUCAUCGAGCGAGCCAAAAGAUACGAUCACCGUUGUGCGAGCCUGGAGGACCACGAGUAUUGGCAGCGGGUUGGUCAAAUUCCCGUAUGUAUGGGGACACUUCAAUGGCAUGACCAUCCACCCCACCUCUUGGACAUCGUUUCGAUUUCCGGCACCGCAUCCGCAGCGUUCAAAUACUACAACUGUUACGUGCGCCAAUGUCAUUGGUACGCUAAGGUCAUUCUGGCUUCGAUGGCGAAGGUAUUCCCAUCUUGCUCUAAGGAGGGAACUACUUCGUUCUCGAAGAGGAGAUUUGCGAUAUUUGGAAGCCACAAGCUGUCGCAGGUACAACUCCUUGUGGACCUUCACGCUAUUUACCAUCAGGACACAUGCGCCUGCCCACCUCCUGUGAAUUAUCCCUUUAUCAUCACACCUGAUUGUCUCCAGGCCUUCAAGUCGGCCAUAACUGGAUGCCUUGAGACAUCUUUGGCACAGAUAGACUGGCUUCAACCCGCUGGUGGCGUCGUCAAUGGCUGCUGUGACCCAACGCUAGGACGUGAGCCCAACACCGCUGGUGGAUGGACCUGAAGGCGGUAACGGUGGGAUGAAUGUCCUAAAAGCAAAAAUUGGCGAUGUCAAAGGUCGAAUAGUCUUCUCGGGUCUUGUUUUAACCCUCCUCGUACACGGCUUUUGGGAGUGAAU